AGUAAUGGAGGACAAUCAUGAUGAUGAUAAAAGACUAGAAGAAGAAAUAGAAAUUGAAUUAAGCAAAAUCAGCGUUUCUUCUCUUGAAGUUGAUGAUCCCGACACAGAUUUAUCAGCUGAAGUUUCAAGCGAUAGUGAACCUAUUUCAGAUGAACUGCCAGGAUCAGUCUGCUGUUAUUUAGAUUUUGUGAGAAACAGAACUCAAAAUGCGGAAAGACUUUUGCAAGAGAUGGAUAAUGACAAUGACGUUUUAAAUGACAUCUACAGUGUAGUCCCUAACAGAGAUUCAGACUGUUUGGCUGAGUUGGCUUCUGAAUAUAAUGAAGAUCCAGAAGACUUAAAGAAGAGGGUACUCUCUGAAAUAGAAGAUGAGGAAUUACGAAUGAGCAUGGAGACAGAGAAUGUAGAUGAGGUCAACAAUGAUGGAAGCAUUCUUUCCAAUGAAAUAGCUUAUCCUUGUUUUUUGGCAGAUGGGAAUGACAUAGCCAUUAGCUUUAGUUUCCAAGAAGUUGAGGCUAGAUGCAAGCAAGAAUAUGAGCUUUGGCUGGAACAGCAAAAAGAAGUUGAUGAUGACAAAAUGAAGAAGAUGAAAGAGGAGAGAGAGAUGGAAGAAAUGGAAAAUGAGAUUGAGAUGGACAAGAGACGGAAGCGGCAAGAGGAAUUGGAGGCAGAACGGAUGAAGUUAGAGAUGUUGCAUGUGCAACAACAAGCUAUUUUGGAUGAGGCACGGCAAAAAGAAGAGGAGGCUUGGAAAGAACAGUUGAUUCAGCACAAGAAAUUUAUUCAAAAUUUACACAUGCAAAUAGAAGAAGAACAAAUGGCCUUUGAAGAACAGAAAUCAAAGGAAAGACAACAGAUGAUGGAACAGCAGAAUAUGGCAGCUCAAAAAAUCCAAGCUUACUUUCGAGCAUUCCGAGUAUACAAAAUUUAUGCCCCUGUCUUGAAAGAAUGGAGAGCAGAACUGAAAAGGAAAAGAGACCUGCAGGAAAAAAUAGAAAGGGAAUGUAGAGAAAAGGAGGAAAGAUUGAGAAGGAGGGCUCUAGAGAAGAAGAAGAAAGAGGAAGAGGAGAGAAAAAAGCGAGAAAAAAAAGAAAGGGAAAAGAUUGCAGAAAGGUUGAAAAGCUGCGAAGAAUAUGAAAGUAAGAAAGAAUUGGUGAGACUUCAGAGAAGAGAACAACUAAUGUUGCUGGAACAGAAAAAGAAAGAAAAAGACGUUCUAACAGGCUUAAGUGAAGGGAUAAUGGAACCUGAAAAUACAGAUAAAGAAAUAAAAAUGACAAAGGAGGAGCAGGAAAUUGUAAAAGCAAAAGAGGACAGUAAAGGUGAAGAAAUUCCAGGGAGAACAGUGAAUGAAAAUAUAGAUCAAGAUAUGGAAAUAACAGAAAAAGCAAAAGAAAUAGAAAAAAUGGAGAAGGAGGAAGAUAAAACUUUCAAGAUGGAAAGUGGGAUGGCAGCCACAAACACAGAGGAAGAUUUGGAAAUGGCAAAGGAGGAAGAAGAAAUUGAAAAGGUGAAUGAACAAGAGAAAGGUACGGCAGAAGAGCUAAAACAAAUUUUGCAAAAGCAACAGAUUAAACUGACACUGGAAGCAAGAUUAAAGGAAGAAAAACCAGACAGUUCAUGGCAUGAUAAUGGAGGAGGAAAACAAACAUCUGGAAAGACAGAAUUUCUUAAUGAGAUAAAUAACAACUUAGUAGAGAAUGGCGUACUUUAUGUAGAAGACCAUGGUUCAGCUACUGCAGACUGUCAGACGGGUAGUAACACAACAAUGCUUGAUAUCAAAACUGUUCCGGCAGAGAUUAGAGUAGUUGAUGAGGGAAGUGGAGUGCACAGCAAUCACAUUAACAUGGAUGUCCAGUUAGGUUCUGUAAACACUGGACAAACAGAGAAAUCGUAUGUAUCUGGAAACAUGAAGAGAGAACCUGCAGAAAAAGAAAUUCAGGGUGAAGUGAAAGAUGAAAUCCCAGUCAAAUCUUUUGAGAAACCAAACCUACUUUUGGAUUCUAUUGAAGGGAAGAGAUUAAAGUGGAUGGAGACGUGCAAAUCCUGGUCAAGUAUUUGUAGGGAAAACAAGAGAAAGAAAAUAGUUGAAAGAAGCAAACCACGGAAAUGCUCAGCUAGUUCAUUGCCCCCGCUGAGCGCUUCCAUGAUAAUUCAGGCUGGCCCCUGGAAUGCUCUACAACAGGUUACCACAGUUACAUUUGAAGAUCUUCCUGGCUGCAGCCUUUCCACUUUGUCACAGUGUUCCAAACUUCAGUUCUUGAGUCUCCGGCGCUGUGGAUUAACUGUUUUGGAAGGACUUAGCAAUUGUAAAGAUCUGAAGUAUAUAGAUGUAGAGGACAACAAUAUUCAGACAGUCAAUUGUGAGAAUCUAGAAAAUCUCAGCAUUCUAAUUCUAAACAAAAACAGAAUUUCAUCCAUUCAUGGAUUAUAUGGCUGCAGUAAUCUUUGGAGUCUUGAAUUUUCCUACAAUAAAAUCACUCGAAUUGGUGGUUUGGAGUCAUUGCAAAAUCUCCUGCGACUGGCUGUAAAUCACAAUCAGUUGAUCAGCACCAAAGGUCUUUCUGAUGCUCCAACUCUAAUAUAUAUAGAUUGCUCCUUUAAUCAUUUAACCCACAUUGAAGGCAUUGAAAACUGUGGUCUUCUACAAAUUCUGAAGUUACAGGGGAACAACCUCAGUGAGGUCCCCAACUUGGAAAAUCAUGUUUUGUUAAGAGAAUUAUACUUGGAGGACAACAGCAUCUCAACCUUUGAAAAUUUGUCUAAUUAUUGGCUGCCUUUGCUUCAGGUACUUUCCUUCUCACAAAACAGUUUGACACAUCUUACACCUCUUUUUUCAUAUCUGUCAUUGGAAAAGCUAGAUGUUAGCAACAACUGCUUGUUAGACCUUACGAGUGUCAUUCAGUGGCUUACUGGCUGUGACAAUCUAAGAGAAUUAUCCCUGUGUCGAAAUCCACUUCUUCAAGAAGAGAACUGGAGGUGUUCCUUACUUAAAAUGCUGCCCAAUCUGAAAACACUUAAUGGCGAAAACAUAACUUCUGAUGCCGACAUCUCAAGUGAAACAAUGAAAAAGAAGCCAGAUCUAGGAAGUUUUGGAGCAUUUUGUCAAGCUCAGAUUAAGGAGAUUAAUUUAGUCUGCAAAAAAGCCACCACUAGGCUAACCAGUGAAUUCUGUGUGGAUGCUGUGCAGCGCCAGUGUUGGUAUUUUAAGAAGCUGAUGAAGCUCAGUAGUGAACAUCGUUAUGCACAUGAGUAUGGUGUUCUGAAUGCCACUGAAGAAGAGGAACCAGAAAAGCAGACAAAUAAUAUGAACCAAGAAACCAUUAACAUCGCAGAGAAAAAUAACUUCUUUGUCACUGGUGCAAAAGAAAAUAAGCAGAACUUGUUGAGUACGCCUGAAAGAUCAAUUGCUUCUGGCUACACUCAGCCCAUGUCUGUUAAUUCCUUCACGACGAUCCUUGGAAUGGGAAGGAAUCAAGAAUGUAGGCAAAAGAAGAAGAGCAUUCGUUAUGCCUUUAAUCACAAUGAGGAAAGCAAAGAUAACAGCGUUUUAAUCAGUCCUGAGAGAAACAAGUUUAGCAAGCAAAUCAUGGCAAGUAAUGGAGGAAAUUAUCUUCAACAUUUUGACAGUUCUCAAAACUUGGCAGCCACAAUUAUCCAGUCAUACUGGCGAGGCUACAAAGUUCGAAAAGAGAUCAACUUCUAUACAAGGCUACAUAUGGCAGCAACUGUAAUCCAGUCUUUUUGGCGAAGCUACUGGGUCAGAAAAAAGACUGUGAGUUGCAAAAAAGGUCAUAACUUCAUGGACAAGCAUAAAGCUGCUGCUGUACUUCAGGCACUUUGGAGAGGUUUCCAUCUGCGAAAGAAACUGGCUAGUGCCCUGGCAGCUGUUAAAACUGAUGAACUCGAGGAUGACUAUCGAGAAGUAAAUGUGAAUGACUUUACGUUUGAUGAUGCUGUCAUACAAAAAGAAUGGCCGGCUUUGGAUUCCGCCCGUUUCCUUUCACAAACACUGCUAUUCUCAGACCAGUUGCCCUCGCCAAAGUCUAACAAACCUGUUCAACAUGAAGACCAAUCACACCAUUUGAAAUGGCCAGUGCAGAAAACCUGGGAGUUUAUGGAAAGACCAAAUUCGUUCUUGUGGGAAAACAGCCAGAAUAGUGCCAGGUCAGAAAAGAGCACUCUCUCACAGUUCUCCAACUUGAAGCCUUCGCCAAAGUCAUUGCUAAAAUCUGAAAAAGAGGAACAAAUUUCAGCAGAAUGGGGAUUUAAAGACCUUUCUACUGCACAGCUCAUGCUAAAGAGAGCACAUAAAAUGAAAGCAAAGAAAUCUAAGGGUAAAAAACUUGACCCAGCUGUGCGCCUGGCGUUGUUCAAAAACAAUGAAAAUAAACAUCCCCCUUCAAAACCACCAAAGAAGGCACAGACAGGAAAAACGAGUUACUUUGAAGGUAAGGAAGAAGACUUCACUGGUUACACAGAUAAAUUAGCAGAAAGGAUGGAAGGAAACAAAGAACGUACAUACCACUGGCUUCAUACCCAAGUCUGGGAUUAUGAAGGACCUAGUCCCAAAAAUGAAAAAUGCAAGCAUUUCUUGCCUGAGAUAGACCCUGAAGUUCUCAAGGGAGGAAGAGUUCAGCUUGUGACAAGCCCUGUAAGGAGAGAAGACACGGAUUUAGAGCUUGUUUCCGUGACCAGUGGAAGUACUUUGACUUCGACCAGAGAAAAAAAUAAUCAGCCACACAGACACUCGGCGGGAUCGCCAAAAAAGGAUGCACCUGCACCCGAGCGAUCGCAGUUGGGCCCCUCACGUAAAGAGCGGAUAUCGUUCCGAGACCAUCCGGUUCAGCUCAGCGGUGGAUGGGGAAGUGGCAAAAAGAAAGCAAAACCUUUGAAAUAGUAGUGGGACCAUCAGGCAUUUAAAACAUAUGGAGAACUGUUUCUUUUCAAAAGAUCUGUAAUCCCCCCAUUUAAGGAUUCUGUUUUUAA
Euleptes europaea (tarantolino) is the source of this 4989-nucleotide messenger RNA. RefSeq names its product leucine rich repeats and IQ motif containing 1 (gene LRRIQ1). NCBI's taxonomy places the organism in Eukaryota, Metazoa, Chordata, Lepidosauria, Squamata, Sphaerodactylidae. The record is from RefSeq and is a predicted model, not a curated record. The transcript is spliced from 26 exons. Gene Ontology annotation, molecular function: protein binding. Bases 5 to 4900 code for a protein of 1631 amino acids.